Molecule: messenger RNA, 1830 nt
Organism: Pogona vitticeps (central bearded dragon)
Lineage: Eukaryota; Metazoa; Chordata; Lepidosauria; Squamata; Agamidae
Source: RefSeq, a predicted model, not a curated record
AUACCCCUGAUGUCACUAUAUAUUACACUAUCGAUGGAAGUAAACCACAACUUUCUAGGAGACUUGAUUGCAGAGAUCAUAACACUUUUAAGUACAAUGUACCAAUCACAUUACCAGAUGGCAAAAUAACUGUCAAAGCUCUGGCAGUCGCAAAAGACUACAGAGAGAGUGCCAUUGUAACAAAAGUAUUUGUAGUAGAAUAUGUAACUUCAUACACCCCUGUGCCUGAUGAAAAUAAGGAUGAGAAUUUCCUGAAAGACCGCUCCAAACAGGAGAUGGAAGGUGGAUUGUCUGAGUUAAGUCUAACAAAGAAAGAAAUGAAUGCAGAAAGCAAAUUCCAUUGGAACUAUGUUGCAGAGGAAUUACAAGCAGAAAGUUCUGUGCCUUCCCAUCUCAGUGAACCACAUCUGAAAAAAAAUUACUGGACUACCUUAAGUGAUAGAAAAGAGACUCACUCGGCCAUAUUGAUGCCUCAGUCACAGGGCAAAGUGCUAUGUUGUGUGUGUGGAGCAGAAAAUCCAAUUCAUAUUAAACACUGUGUGAUCUGCGACAACAAACUACCUGAAGCACAUAUGCCAGGUCUCUUUCCAUUCCAUUUCACCUGCUUCAAGUGUUCUGCAAGGAAUUAUCCACAUGAUCUGUUCUGUGGUACUUGUGGUGUCUUUAUUGAGCCAUCAUGCAGAUUAGACACUGAUGAUACACUCGUAAAUGCUGGAGAUGAUUUUGUGAUUUCCAAGAAUUAUAGCUUGCAGACCUGGCAGCAGUCGACUAAUUCAUUGCCAACACCAAGAACAAAUCUAGUAGAGAAAAAAGAACAAGGAACACAAACCACUGGCUUGUACUAUCCAUCCAGCAAACUUCUGGAGAAGAAAGAAUAUGAGCUAGUUUCACAAACAGGGAAGCAGAAUAAGGUACAUGAUCACAAGCCUCUGCUCACAGCCAUCAGUCCUGGAAGAGGUUACUGGAGGAAGCAACUAGAUCACGUUUGUGCACAUCUCAGAAGUUAUACACAGAAUAAUGUGGCAUUCCGGACAUCAAUUGGAGAACCUCAAAUGGGGAAGCUUAUUUCUGCUACAAUCCAUGAGGAUGGUUACCAAGUCAGUCUCCAUUUAAAUUAUGCACUUGCUAUAAAUAAGAAUAUUUUCACCAGUAAACCAGUGACAUUUGACUAUCAUGGUCUGAGACCAAAUGGCACAAUGGAAUUAAGUGAAAAUCAAGCUAAUUUGGCAACUGAAGCAAGUCAAAGAACACCAAGUCCUAACAAGCAAGUCAGAAGGAUAAUAAAAACAAGGAAAUAUCUAGAAAAGGAAGACAGGCUCACAAUUGAGUCAAGGCAGUUGUUGAAAGAAGUGGGUCCAAAAGGGCAGGGACAGCCUUUAUUGAUAGAACAACUGAUUGAUGAGGGAGCUGACCCCAACUAUACCAACAGUGAUGAGGAACCUGCUUUAACAUUGGCUGUCCUGAAUAAACAUCAUGAAGCUAUUCCUGUGCUUGUGCAGAAAGGCGCAGACAUUGACCACCAGUCAGGACCAGAGAACAAUACAGCUCUUCAUGAAGCAGUCUUGCUGGGCAUGGAAGGAUGGGAAUGCAUUGAAGCAUUGCUAGGAUGUAAUGCCGACAUUAGAAAGAAAAACACCAGAGGACUGUCAGCUUCUGACUUGGCACUAAAGAGUGGCAAUGACAAAAUAGUGUCCUUGUUUGCUAAUCAGACUGAGAAUGAGUGACGAGCCCCAGGUCACCCAGUGAAUUUCAUGGCUUGGUAUCUUGAAGCACAAUGGUAUGGAAUUAUAUACAGUGGUGCCUCGCAAGACAAAUGCCUCACAGGACAAA